Daucus carota subsp. sativus is the source of this 2333-nucleotide messenger RNA. RefSeq names its product probable NOT transcription complex subunit VIP2. Gene Ontology annotation, cellular component: CCR4-NOT core complex; P-body. Lineage: Eukaryota; Viridiplantae; Streptophyta; Magnoliopsida; Apiales; Apiaceae. Bases 230 to 1936 code for a protein of 568 amino acids. Gene Ontology annotation, biological process: regulation of DNA-templated transcription; nuclear-transcribed mRNA poly(A) tail shortening. The record is from RefSeq and is a predicted model, not a curated record. The transcript is spliced from 15 exons.
GUCGUUGAUUGGUAAAUAAAACAAUUUCGUCAAAAUAGAGUCGAAGAAGAGAGCAUUCAUUUGGUUUGCUGAUCCUUCACUAUAAGCAUCGACUCAAGAUCUACGGAGCUUCGCCUCGAUUCUCCCACCGAUUCAUAAAAACAUAUCGUAAAAUUGGGAAAAAUCUGCCAAAUAGGAAUAAGGACCAUGGUUGUACAAUGAAUUUGUGCUGUUAAAGUUCUGUUCUGCGAUGUCGGGGCUUCUCAAUUCAGGUCUGAAUGCCUCCUCUAAUCUUCCAGAUUCUGGUGAAAGAGCUUACUCAACAGCUUAUUCUGCUCAAUCAGGUAAUCUUUUAGGGCUACAUAGCACCCACGGAAGCUACAACAUACCCAAUAUGUCAGGUACAUAUGCCUCAAGAAAUGCUGCAGCUAAUGGUGGUCCUUCAAGUGGAGUUCAGCAAACUGCAGGAAGUAUAGGAAACGGCCGAUUUUCUAUGAACAAUCUCCCUGCUGCCCUUUCUCAGCCAUCUCCUGGAAGCUCACAUGCACUCUCAGGCAUAACUAAUAAUGGAGGCUUAUCGCCAAAUUUAGGAAAUGGAGGAAGACUUAUUAACUCAAUGGGUAACCUUGUUAGUGGCGCAAAUGUUGGAAGGAAUUUGAGUUCUGCUGCUGGGUUAAAUAUACCUGGUGCUGGUUCGCGCCUAAAUUUAACAGCUCCACAGAUGGUGUCUCUGCUAGGAAAUUCUUAUUCUGCUGGUGGAGGUCAACUGUCUCAAAAUCACUUCCAAACAGGCAAUAAUCAUCUCGCAUUAUUAAACGAGCUAAGCCGUGACCAUGCAAGCUUCGAUAUAAAUGAUUUUCCUCAGUUAACUGGGCAACCUAAUUCUGCUUCUGGUUCACAAGGGCAAUUAGGAUUGACUCGCAAACAAGGUGUUGGAUUUCUCCAACAGAACCAAGAGUUCAGCAUGCAAAAUGAAGACUUUCCUGCUUUACCCGGAUAUAAAGGUGGUGGUGGUGGUAGUGAGUUUCAAUCUAAUAUGCACCAGAAGGAACAGCUGCAUGAAAGUGUGAUGUCAAUGAUGCAAUCACGCCACUUGCCUGUGGGAAGGUCUUCUGGUUUCAACAUAGGAGGUUCGUUUCCAUCUCAUCAUCAGCAACAGCAGCAACAUGCUCAAUCAGUAACAGGUGGCGGACUCUCCUUUUUACCAGGAAACAACCAGGAUAUUCAAUUCAACAGUUCUGAGGUCAGAAGUGCUGGCUUACCUGCAAGUGGUUCAAGGCCUUCAAAUUUGUCGAAUGCCAUAUCAGGUGUCGGAUCCUAUGACCAACUAAUUCAGCAGUAUGAACACUUCCAGAAACAAUCCCAAUACCGAUCUGGCAGUACAUUUAGAGAUCAGGAGUCGAAGUCUGGUCCGGCAUUGCAAGGCGCUGCUGAUAGAUUUGGUUUGCUUGGUUUGUUGAGUGUCAUUAGGAUGAGUAAUCCUGACUUGACCUCCCUUGCUUUGGGAAUUGAUCUAAUGACACUAGGUCUAAAUUUAAACUCUUCAGAGACUCUUAACAAAAAAUUUGCUUCGCCAUGGUCUGAAGAACCUGCCAAGGGAGAGCCACAUUUUAGUGUUCCAGACUGUUUUAAUUCCAAGCAACUGCCUCUGCUAUCUCAAGCAUUCUUUUCAAGAUUUCGGCAAGAAACACUUUUUUAUAUAUUUUACAGCAUGCCAAAAGAAGAGGCCCAGCUUUAUGCUGCUAAUGAACUUUAUACUAGAGGAUGGUUUUAUCACAGAGAAUUUCGUUUGUGGUUCAUACGGGUCCCCAAAAUGGAACCCCUUGUUAAGACGAACACUUAUGAAAGAGGUUGCUACUUUUGCUUUGAUCCAAAUUCUUGGGAGACAACUAGAAAGGAUAAUUUUGUUGUUCAGUAUGAAAUGGUUGAGAAAAGACCUGUCCUCCCCCGCCAGUAGCCUUUGCUUUAUUUUUGAUGUGGUCACAAUUCUAGGCGCUAAAGAAUAUAUUCUGGAAGUGAACUCAUUUCAUGUUUUGGUAGUUUUUAGUCUUAGAAAAUUCGCCAGUAGCUCUUGCUUUAUUUUGGAUGUGGUCAUACAUGAUACAUCUAGGCGAUAAAGGAUCUUUCUAAAAUGGAACUCAUUGCAUGUUUUGGUAGUUUCUAGUUCUUACAGUAUACUGAAUACUUAGACUCGCAUUGUGGGAUGGUCCUGCCCUCUGAAGGCACAUUCUCCAGCAACGCCAAGUAAUAUUUACAAUUAGACUAUUCAUAGCAUUGUAAAUUGUUUGGUAGUUUGUUUUAUGGAAUCUGUAACAGUAGCCCAGAGCAAUAUAUAAAGCAGCGGUUCAAUUGCA